UCGAUUAUGUGGCUUAAUAAGUUUUUCUCAGAGAUAAAUAAAAUCCUUAAAGCAAUUUGUAUCAACUUUCACUGAAAGUUUCAUGACACUUUAUGGCGUCGGUUUGAUUUUGACAAAUUGCAAUUACCUUUCUGAACUUUAUGAUAGAAUAUCUAAACAAACAUACAUUCAUAACUGAAAAACAAACGAUAUUCAGGGAUGUUUAUUCAGUAUUGGCUUCAUAUGCGCGCGACCGCUGACCUAGAGCGCGCCCGUGAUGCCCAAAAUCUGUAGGUGUCUCGCUAGUGUUGACAGAGCAUCUGCUGACGAGAGCGAGCGUAACGUGCACUACUGAGCUGCACACAUCGAUUUAUUCGCGUGCUUCUGUCGGUCAUGGCGAAAAAGAGUUUCUCCAGCAGAAAGUCUCUGAGGAAUCUGUUUUCCAAGAGUGAAGCGAAUCUCAAAGAGUCUGUGGAGAAAGAUGACAGCGGCAAAGGAAGUCUCAAACUCUUUAAAUGGAAGAAGAAGAAGAAAACAGACAGUUCAGACACUGGGAGCCUGAAGAUUUCAAGAACUGAGUCUGGAACGUUGGGAGCCGGAGACGGGGAAAGUCAGGAUGGCGAGGAGUCGAUUAAACGCAAGAAGUCUCUGUUUGGCAGCGUCCUCAGGUCAAAGAAAGAUCUGCUCAGCUCCUCGGAGACUGACCUCCAUAAACCCAAGGGUUUUGCUGCAUCCCUGUCCUGGAGGAAGAAUAAGAAGAAGAAAAGAGAUCUGUCCCAGGGUCUUUCAAGCAAUAGUGAUAUCUCAGGGGUCAAAGAUCACAUCAGUGAACAGGAAGAAUAUGAUGACCGGGCAGUAGUAGAACAAAACCAGCUUGGUUUUGAGGCAGCAAUGCCUACGCCAGAACUGCCCUGUACUUCUGACCAAUACCAGUCCCAGGAUGUCUUGAGUGACAUGUCUACACUCAGUAAGGAGGAUGCUAGUUUUAAGCCUUCAGAUUUGGACAGUACAUCGAUACAAUUUAUUGACUCUUCACCGUCUGAUAGUGAUGUUUACCAGACACCCCCAGAUAGCCCAUUCCCAGAGUACCUCUCAUCUGAUCACGCCGAUACCCAAGCUGCAGAUAGAUCUGCUCAGUGCUCCACCGCUGUGCUGUCCUUCUCUUCACAGGCUGAGUCGGACCUCACCGACUCAUUUAGUCCUGAUCCUAUCAUGAAAACUGCAGCAAGUACUGACACAUGCACAGUCCAUAAUUCAAGCGCAGAUCUGAACCCAAAAGGUGUUUCUGGUAGGGAUGAUCAACUGUUUUCUAACUCUGAUUUUGAAGUAUCAUCUAAAUCAGGAAUUUUAGCAGAUGUUGAGGUCAAAUCCAUCACCACAGUUCAAAAAGAAUCAUACCUGGAACAUAAAGAAUCAAAAGAUGCAACUGAUGCUGUCCACCAGAACUACAUUGACCAGAGUUCCAUCUCUUCCAUUUCUGAAAGUUCCACCACUUCCAUCCCUCAAAGUUCCCUCUCUUCCACCACUUCCACCCCCCAAAAUUCAAUUUCUUCCAUUUCUGUGAGUUCCGCCACUUCAAUCCCCCAAAAUCCCAUCUCUUCUAUUUCUGAGAGUUCCACCUCUUCAAUCCCUGAAAAUUCCAUCUCUUCCAUGAGUUCCACCACUUCCAUCCCUCAAAGUUCCCUCUCUUCCACCACUUCCAUGCCCCAAAAUUCCAUUUCUUCCACCCCCCAAAAUUCAAUUUCUUCCAUUUCUGUGAGUUCCACUACUUCAAUCCCCCAAAAUCCAAUCUCUUCUAUUUCUGAGAGUUCCACCUCUUCAAUCCCUGAAAAUUCCAUCUCUUCCAUGAGUUCCACCAGUUCCAUCUCCCAAAGUUCCAUCUAUUCAAUUUCUGAGAGUUCCACCACUUCAAUCCCCCAAAAUUCCAUCUCUUCAAUUUCUGAGAGUUCCACCACUUCAAUCCCCCAAAAUUCCAUCACUUCAAUUUCUGAGAGUUCCACCACUUCAAUCCCCCAAAAUUCCAUCACUUCAAUUUCUGAGAGUUUCACCAGUUCCAUCCCCCAAAGUUCCAUCUCUUCCACCACUUCCAUCCCCCAAAAUUCCAUCUCUUCUAUUUCUGAGAGUUCCACCACUUCAAUCCCCAAAAAUUCCAUCACUUCAAUUUCUGAGAGUUUCACCAGUUCCAUCCCCCAAAGUUCCAUCUCUUCCACCACUUCCAUCCCCCAAAAUUCCAUCUCUUCUAUUUCUGAGAGUUCCACCACUUCAAUCCCCAAAAAUUCUAUCACUUCAAUUUCUGAGAGUUUCACCAGUUCCAUCCCCCAAAGUUCCAUCUCUUCCACCUCUUUCAUCUCCCAAAAUUCCAUCUCUUCUAUUUCUGAGAGUUCCACCACUUCAAUCCCCAAAAAUUCUAUCUCUUCUAUUUCUGAGAGUUCCACCUCUUCAAUCCCUGAAAAUUCCAUCUCUUCCAUGAGUUCCACCACUUCCAUCCCUCAAAGUUCCCUCUCUUCCACCACUUCCAUGCCCCAAAAUUCCAUUUCUUCCACCCCCCAAAAUUCAAUUUCUUCCAUUUCUGUGAGUUCCACUACUUCAAUCCCCCAAAAUCCAAUCUCUUCUAUUUCUGAGAGUUCCACCUCUUCAAUCCCUGAAAAUUCCAUCUCUUCCAUGAGUUCCACCAGUUCCAUCUCCCAAAGUUCCAUCUAUUCAAUUUCUGAGAGUUCCACCACUUCAAUCCCCCAAAAUUCCAUCUCUUCAAUUUCUGAGAGUUCCACCACUUCAAUCCCCCAAAAUUCCAUCACUUCAAUUUCUGAGAGUUUCACCAGUUCCAUCCCCCAAAGUUCCAUCUCUUCCACCACUUCCAUCCCCCAAAAUUCCAUCUCUUCUAUUUCUGAGAGUUCCACCACUUCAAUCCCCAAAAAUUCCAUCACUUCAAUUUCUGAGAGUUUCACCAGUUCCAUCCCCCAAAGUUCCAUCUCUUCCACCACUUCCAUCCCCCAAAAUUCCAUAUCUUCUAUUUCUGAGAGUUCCACCACUUCAAUCCCCAAAAAUUCUAUCACUUCAAUUUCUGAGAGUUUCACCAGUUCCAUCCCCCAAAGUUCCAUCUCUUCCACCUCUUUCAUCUCCCAAAAUUCCAUCUCUUCUAUUUCUGAGAGUUCCACCACUUCAAUCCCCAAAAAUUCUAUCACUUCAAUUUCUGAGAGUUUCACCAGUUCCAUCCCCCAAAGUUCCAUCUCUUCCACCUCUUUCAUCUCCCAAAAUCCCAUCUCUUCUAUUUCUGAGAGUUCCACCACUUCAAUCCCCCAAAAUUCCAUCUCUUCCAUUUCUGAGAGUUCCACCUCUUUCAUCUCCCAAAAUUCCAUCUCUUCUAUUUCUGAGAGUUCCACCACUUCAAUCCCCCAAAAUUCCAUCUCUUCUAUUUCUGAGAGUUUCACCAGUUCCAUCCCCCAAAGUUCCAUCUCUUCCACCACUUCCAUCUCCCAAAAUUCCAUCUCUUCCAUUUCUGAGAGUUCCACCUCUUCCAUCUCCCAAAAUUCCAUCUCUUCCAUUUCUUCCAACCCCCAGAGUUCCACCUCUAUCAUCCUUGAUGGUUUCACCUCUAACAUUACCUCAAACUCAAAUUCUGCCUUUACCCUUGAACGUUCCUCCACUCCACCUUGCAUUAAAUCUGCUGAGGCAGAAGAUUCACAAACCAGCACGGCAAAUAACACAAACAUGUCUGCCAGCAGCAGUGAUACAGUCAACACUGACCCCUCCAGUGCCACUACAGAUUGCUUCAAAUCCAUUUCAGUUUCAUCCAUGCCUGAUGUGAGCUCUGUGUCCUACUCCAGAAUUGCAGAAAACAGUUUGAAUGCUGAUACUGAUGUAAAGCCAAUUUUAUCUUUCUCCAGUACUGAUGUUUCUGUAAGUGAUUUAAGCUCAGUAACUUACAGUUUACCCACAAUCCCCAUACAUUCCACUUCUGAUUCAAGUUAUCUGGAAGAAACUCACCCUGAGAUUAAUUAUGAGGAAUCUCAUCAAACCGACAAUUAUUCUUCCUCGACAUUUUGCACUGACUCAGAGAAGCCUGCUGAACCUGUCCUUCUUGAGGAUGAGUUAAAUAUCUCUUUACCUCAGUCAGGUGCGUCGAGAACAAACACCAUCAUUAAGUCAUCUAAAAAGGUCACCUUUGACCUUUCAGGUCCCUCUGACCCCGUCAGCCCUGACCAUUCCCAGAAAAGUCUCUCUAACAAUGUGUCUUAUUCAGAUGUGGAAACCCAGAAUGAAACCUCAACAGAGGACCAUGUAAGUCAGAAUAACGACCAAGCUAAAUUGGCCAACUUUUCAGAAACUUCCUCAGGUCUUCUAGACAGUGGUGUCUCCAGCACUUUGACCUCUGAAACCACACCUGCCAUCACAAUACAUCCUCACUUAGAUGUUUCAUACCGGCUGUUAAGCUCUCAAGCCCCAAAGGAAGAGAAAGCAUUCAAAGCAUAUGAAGAUUGUGAGGAAGAUGUUCAGGAGGCAUCUACUCAAAGUUCUGAGUUCACUGGCCAGGAUGAAACCACAGCAGAGUGUAUGACCACCAGAAAUGGCCUUCAGAUGUCUGUGAAGAACCUAUAUGGACCAGAAGUGGAGGAAGGAAGUAGACUAGAUACCGAUUUUCAUUAUAAAUGUCAUUUUGCGUCCAUUCAAGAACCUGAAUCAAUUGAGAUCAUAACCGCUGCAGAGAGUAUGACCACUAGAAAUGACCUCCAUAUGUUUGGUAAGGAUAAAUAUGAGCGAGAAGUUGAGGACAUUUAUCAUGAACGUUAUGACGUUUCAUCAAAGGUCACUGAAUCAGAGCAAAUCAUGGAUGUUUUAAUACAAGAGAAAAUGUUAGUUUCAGAAAAAUAUGAGGUUGAAGAGCAGAGAGAUGAAUUGCAAAUGGUCCAAAGCACAAGAGAAACAUCCGCAACACAAGGUGUAUGUGAAGGCACUGAAGUGUUGACAGGUCAAGCAGAGUGGCAGAUUCACCGUCUCGCUCCACUGAAACCAGCCCUACCAGUCAAUCAAGAAUGUGGCUCUGAGGAAUGCACUUCGGCCCCUCCCAUCUCUGAUCCAGUGAAGGUAUCACCUGCAGACUCAAGCAUGGAAACACACAGUCACCUGGAGAUUCGACUCCACCCCUUGGCCCAGCACCAGCCCAGCGGAGAGAUAACAAUACUGGAGGACACAGCAAGGUGCAAAUAUCAAACAAGCCCUGAUAACAUCUACGCUGAGAGGGAGGAACACACCAGCAGUGAAGAGGCCGGGGAUAUAGCCGCAUUUCUCACAAGAACACAGGAGAGUGAAAGUCAAGAACACAGCCCUGGGACGAUCUCCACUGCACAGACCGCCGAGGAGACUUUCAGACACAGCGACAGACAGGGGGAGGUGACGGUGACAAAGGUAAAGACAGCCAGAGAUAAUAUCACUCACAGGAACUGGGUGCAAAUCAGUGAAAGUACAUCAGACGAUAGAAAAGAGAAGGAAGAUACCGCAGAAGUUCAGACUUUCCCUGAUCAACUGCUUUCAAGAAGUUUAAUACCAGGUGAAAGGUUCUUUCAUGCAUCCACUGUUCUCAGUACAGUGAUCGAGGAGUCCGAUACACAGAACCAAGCGGAAACUGAGCCUGGAUCCGAUUCAGACAUGAACUCUGGUGUUGCGGUGUUUAGUACGAAACUCAAUCAACCAUCAUCUGCUCGAGAGGAUGCCAUGGUGGUCCGCAAAGUGUCCCUGGUCAGCACUGACAAACAGGGCAGCUUUGGGAACCACGAAAGUCCAUUGGACAGCAUGAGGCGAAGAGAUGAAGCUGAGCUUGAGAGGAAAUGGAAGAGUCUCCAUUAUAACUCUGAAGAACAGCAGUCUGGCUCAGAAUACACGGAUAGCACAUACCUGCGUUCCUCUCAACUGUCCCCCAGCUAUGAAAAAGGAGUCUACACGUCUCAUUUUCACUCUGCCGAGACCCAGCCCACUGCUUUCUCCUCAGAGACUGACGGUAGCCUUGGAAACACUAACUGGAAAGUUGUGGAGAGCGAAGUUCACCGGAGUAGUGAGAGUUACACCAGCGGGAGGGGCAGGGUGGAGCUUAGUUUACCUGAAGCCGGAGAGGGAGAGAUAAGAAACACAGCCUUUGACUCACGGGCACAAUUUGAUUCUCGCUUGAUGAUUGUGGAGGCUGAUGACUACUCCUCUGAUGUUUUCCAAGCUACACGGGUGGAUCUGAUCCCCUCACCCACUGGCCUCGAGCCUGACGCUCUUUCUCCUUCAUCCUUUUCUGAAAUGGAUAACCUGGUGGAUACUCUCAAGAGCAUGGAGCGACCGGUCCGGCAAAGGGUUCAACGCACCCCAUCCAACACUCCCUUCUCUUCACUGCCACCUAUCGAUGAGGACGCACCAAUCUCACCCCCAACUCCACUCUCGCCUCUUACUCCGAUCUCACCUGUCACUGAGCCAAGGAGUGUCUUGAAUGGAGUUUCCAGUUUGCCUCUAGACAUCGGCUUUAACUGGAGUUCCCCCAAGGACAUGCGCUCCCCUUUGACCAUGAUGAAGGAGCAGCAGUUCGGAGUCGAGACCCAGAAUCGAGGGCUUUCGCUGCCCCUGCGAGCCUCGGCCCUCAACAGCAUCGUGAUGCGCAAAGGCUCCCUCAACGACCUGGCCGGUCCCGAAGACACUUCUCCAAAUGGGCCAGGUCAGUCUCGUCUGGAGAACAGCUUCUUCUUCCAGCCCACUGAGAAUGGCAAGGCCUCGAACCGCUCAAUCUUCCGCGCGGCCUCUCUCCCUGAGAUCGGCCCCAGUCAUGAUCGAAUGAGCUCGAGCCCCAUGGGAUCCGACACCUUGCUCGGUUCCCGUUUCGAGCGCUUCUCGUACCUCACAUCUCCGUCGAACUCCCUCAGCGGGAUCGCCGAAACCUCUCGGAUAAGCGUGGCUCCUCCUGUCCAGCACAACUCGCAAGAGACCUCCAUCUUCAACCACAAGUCCACAUCAGAACUUUACCGGUCUCUGCCCUCCGAAACGCUCCUCAAGAACUCUCAAAGUCUUCCACGCAGCAGUAGUCUUGACGGAGGUCUACUAUUCAAUGACUCCAAGGGCUUCCAAAUGAAUCAAACGCAAGAACCAGAACGGAACUUACAACUCAAGUACAGAGCCUUCCCUGAUGCAUAUCUCACAAAAGAGAAGGAGCACGGCAAACUCAAUCCUCGACCUGGAAAGAUGUUAAUCUUUGACAAGCCUGGAUUGAGCGGUGACAGGAUUGAGGUGCGUGGGGAUGUUGUGGACGCCACACCAUGGGAGUUUACGGACACGAUUUCAAUCCGAGUGAUCAGAGGAGGUUGGGUGUUGUAUGAGAAGCCGGACUUCAAAGGGGAAAAGAUCGCUCUGGACGAGGGCGACAUCGAGCUGACGAAUCCAUUCGGACCGGAUGAAGAAGUGACCGAUCAGCAGAAUGGAACGACACCGGAUCACGGAGAAGAAGACGGUGAGCCCAAGCCUCAGAUGAAGAGGAAGUUUGUCAUCGGAUCCAUACGGCGAGCAGUGAGGGAUUACAGCGUUCCUGAAAUCAGCCUUUUCCCAGAGGAGAACGCAGAAGGCAAGAAGGUCACGUUCAGAGACACGUCAGAAGACUCCCGAAUCUUCGGCUUCCCGAUCAAAGCGAACUCCAUCAUCAUCAACGCUGGGCUGUGGCUGGUGUUUGCCGAACCCUUCUUUCAGGGCGUCCCGCGGGUGCUGGAGGUCGGAGGGUUCUCCAGUCCCGCCGCCUGGGGCGUCACACACCCGUACGUCGCCUCCGUUCACCCGCUGAAGAUAGGGGAGCCUAGAGUCGAGAACCUCUAUGAGCCUAAAAUUGUGCUUUAUGAAAAGCCAUAUUUCACUGGCAAAAGCAGAGAAAUCUACAGCAGCACCAGAGAUUUUCUGUCGAGAGUCGACAGGCAGCAGUCUCUGUUCAUGUUCAGCGCAGGAUCCAUUAAAGUCAUCGGCGGCUGCUGGGUGGGAUACGAGAAGGAGGGUUUCCGUGGUUACCAGUAUCUGCUGGAGGAGGGCGAGUACCAUGAUUGGCGGGUGUGGGGCGGAGUCGAUUCGGAGCUGCGCUCGGUCCGCGUCAUCCAGGCUGAUCUGUCCGAGCCUCUGCUGGUGUUGUACGGGAUGCCUGACGAGGAGAAGCAGGAGGACGAGGAGCGCACGUUCGAGGUGACGGAAGCUGUGCCGGAUGUGGAGCUGUUUGGUUUCGGCAUCAACACCCGGUCCAUCCACGUGCUGAGCGGAGCGUGGGUGGCCUACUCUCAUGUGGACUUCUCAGGGAACCAGUACGUCUUGGAGAAAGGCUUCUACAACAACUGUAGCGACUGGGGCUCCGGAGACAACCGCAUCUGCUCCAUACAGCCCAUCCUCGCUGCGCCCAGUGAAGGUCCCAGCUUCAGAAAUGAGGUGCUGCUGUACUCAGAGCCGGACUUCCAGGGCUCGUGUCGAGUGUGUCAUCAGAACCAGAGCAGUUUGCCCGAGAGUCUCUCUGUCCAGUCCUGCAGGGUGGUGGGAGGAAGUUGGGUGCUCUAUGGAGAAGAGAAGUUUACAGGAAACAUGUGCGUUCUGUCUGAAGGAGAUUAUCCCAACCUGACCAGCAUGGGCGUCCCACCCGCCUCCAGUGUUCGCUCCGUCAAAGCAGUUCCGAUGACAUUUUCCGUGCCGUCGAUCUCUCUCUUCGGACUGGAGUGCUUUGAAGGUCGGGAGGUCACUAUCGACACGCAGGUUUCCAACAUGCAGGAGGAAGGAUUUAAUACACACUUCCUCUCUGUCAGAGUCAACAGCGGUUGCUGGGUGUUAUGUGAACAUAGUAACUACAGGGGGCGCCAGUUCCUUUUGGAGCCCAUUGAAAUCACAAGCUGGCACAAAUUCAGCUCUGUCUCCUGUAUCGGUUCCCUGUAUCCAGUCAGACAGAAGCAAAGACUGUUCCGCAUCAGGAAUAAGGAGACGGGCCACUGUAUAUCAGUGCAGGGCGGUGUGGAGGACAUGAAGACGGGCCGUGUGGUCGUGUCGGAGCAGGUGGAGGGAAUGAGUGACGUUUGGCUUUACCAGGACGGGCUCAUCAAGAACAAGCUGGCCCGAACCACGAGUCUGCAGGUCAUGGGGAACGUGGAGUCCGGCGCCAAGGUGGUGCUGUGGACGGAGACGCGUGUGCCCGUGCAGACGUGGAGCGCACAGGUCAGAGGUCGCAUCUCCAGCAACAUCUUCCCUGGGAUGGUGCUGGACAUCAAGGGAGGCAAAACAUACGACAAACAGCAUUUAGUGAUCCGAGAGGAGAAUGAGGAGAGCGAGAGCCAACAGUGGGAGCUGGAGUUUGUUUAACCCCGCCCCCUCUCAUGUUCAUGUGACCUGACUCCACCCACUCCUCCUCAUGACACACGACACUCAUUCUCCCGUGCAGCUGAAGAGAGUUUCUCUGUGUGGAAGAGAUAAAACACACAUUUACCAAUGAGAGUGAAACACCAUCCGAGCUUCUGAUUGUGAAUCGUAAAGCUCUCGCCUGAAUGUGGGUGUGUCUUAUUUGCACAUAGUUUGAAUAAAUAUUACAUACAGGUCAUUUUACGGUGUACACACUGAAGAUGGUGCUGGUGGUUUAACUUUUAUAAUGUCACUGAAAAACGAGAUAUUUUUCAUAUGCAUCACAUUGUUGAAUAUCGUGCAUUUGUAUUUUUCUAAGCAUUCUUUCAUUUCUGCUCAUUAUGUUGUUUACACGCUAAUGUUAUUUUAUUUUCCUAGAUAUUAUUCGACAUAUUGGGUAUAUUCUGGAACGUGUGCUUUAAUAUCAAUGUCUGCGAUUUACUUUAUAGCCGCUGCAAAUCUUGCCGGGUUUCGGUCUGUUGUGUCGUUUUUAAUACCAGAAAGUGUGUUGAUGUCAAAGUCUCUGGAAAUCCAAGAAAGUUUUUAUGUGUAAAUGUUAUUUUUCAAGUACAAUGUGAAAUAUUAUGUAACAGGGAGUGGCUUUAAUUUUGUAAUAAAACUGUAAAAUGAAA
This is a messenger RNA of Megalobrama amblycephala (Wuchang bream), 9980 nucleotides long. RefSeq names its product crystallin beta-gamma domain containing 2 (gene crybg2). Gene Ontology annotation, molecular function: structural constituent of eye lens. NCBI's taxonomy places the organism in Eukaryota, Metazoa, Chordata, Actinopteri, Cypriniformes, Xenocyprididae. Gene Ontology annotation, biological process: lens development in camera-type eye; visual perception. The record is from RefSeq and is a predicted model, not a curated record. The transcript has 22 exons. Bases 373 to 9312 code for a protein of 2979 amino acids.